Indicator indicator is the source of this 1140-nucleotide messenger RNA. It is a transcript of the gene IKBIP, whose product is annotated as IKBKB interacting protein. NCBI's taxonomy places the organism in Eukaryota, Metazoa, Chordata, Aves, Piciformes, Indicatoridae. The record is from RefSeq and is a predicted model, not a curated record. The transcript has 3 exons. The coding region runs from base 1 to 1140 and encodes 379 amino acids.
AUGUCUGAAAUUAAGCAGAGGAAGAAAGGUGUUUCUUCACCCAAGACCAAUGAAGGUUCACAGAAGGUUGAGAAGCAUAAUAAUUUUGGGAAGAUGGCAAGUCCCAGGACCAGCAAUAAUCGGAACAUGUUUUGGAUGGACUCAAGGACAAGCCUGAGUGUAAUUUCCCUUGUUCUUUGCCUGGUGCUGACCUGGUUCCUAUUUCAGCAGUCAAAUCAAUUUGCUGAUAUGGAAAAAAAGUACAAUUUCUUACAGCAAGAAGCUGAAAAAUUCCUGGAUGUGGAAAACAGAGUUAACUUAAUUUCUAAAAAGCUUGAGUCUUCAGAAAGUAUCCUACAAGAAGCUGCCUCAUCCAUCUCUGUGAUGACUGAAUUUGAGCAGGAAAUCUCUUCUCUUCAUAACAUCAUAAAUGAUAUACAGAACAAUGAAAAAACUCUCUCUCUAAAGAUGCAGAGCAUUAAUGAGAAGUUCCAAAACGUUACCAGUUCCUGGAGAAGAAGUUUGGAUGAAUUGAACACAAACACUAGCAGUUUAAAGUCUGAAGCAAAGUCCAUACAUACAGAAGUUACUUCCCAAAUUAAUGAAGUUGACCAAAGAAUUAAAUCCCUUUCAGAAAGAGUAAGAGAUUUGGAAGACAGUACAGCCAGAAAUAUUAAAACACUGAAAAGGCAAGAAGAUGAUGAAUUCUCUAGAGUUGAACAAAAGCUGGACUCACAAGCAAAGGCAGUUGAAAAGCUAGAAGAAGAACAGAACAGUCUGGUAGCUAAGAACACAGACCUGAAUCAGAAACUUGUGAACUAUGAACCUAAAAUUGAGGAGUGCAAGACCUAUUUGCCAACAAUUGAAAAUGCUGUUCACUCUAUUCUUAGGUUAUCAAGCGAAAUGCUAAGUAUGGAGAAAAAAAUAGAGGACUUGACAACACAGCUAUAUGCUGUAGAAAAUGACAUGUUGAAAAGUCUUUCUGAUACAGCAGAGAUGCAAAAGCUUCUUGACAGCAUACAGGAAAAUAACAGUGUGCUGAAAGUGCAAAAUGAAAUAGUGGCUUUAGAAGUAGUGCAUGACACAGAAGUAUCUUCAGAAGCAAAAGAAAUCACUCCAGAAAGCUGUAACUCAGAAAAUGAGCAGGAUGAGGAUAAGUGA